GAGGGGAGCAGGGAGAACAGACCAUGGUCGGUGUGUGUGGAGUCUUUAAUAAUGUUGCGAGCUCUGCUGAGACAGCGCUUGUGUGCAACAUCCUGGAUGGAUGGAAGCGGGGUCCCGAUGAUCUUCUCUGCUCUUCUCUGUUGCUCUCUGGUUGGGUUGUCCAGUGGCAUGAUGGACCAACACAGCAGCUCGGGCAAACGCAUUCGCAAGCCCUCCCUGCUGUACGAGGACUUUGAGAGCCCCUCUCUGCCACUCACGAUGCCCCAGGGCCCCCCUGCCCCUCCACAGCCACCAGUGAAGGACCCUAACCGGGCGGGUCGCAUGACCAACCAGCUGCAGUACCUCCAGAAGACCCUCAUAAAGUGUCUGUGGAGGCACCACUUUGCAUGGCCUUUCCACGAGCCUGUGGAUGCCUACAGGCUUAACCUACCGGAUUAUCAUAAAAUUAUCAAGCAACCCAUGGACAUGGGGACUAUCAAGAAGCGUUUGGAAAACAAUUUCUAUCGCAGUGCAAGUGAGUGUAUACAGGACUUCAACACAAUGUUCACCAACUGCUACAUUUACAACAAGCCGACAGACGACAUUGUACUGAUGGCCCAGUCCUUAGAGAAGAUCUUUCUCCAGAAGGUGGCCCAGAUGCCGCAAGAAGAAGUUGAGCUCCCUCCUCCAGCUCCUCGGAACAAAAACAGCAGGGGAAGAGGUCGGAAAUCCAACACAGCAAGGGCUCAGCAGGUGCCAGCGGUGUCCCAGUCAGCCUACUCCCCUUCUUCCUCAGACACUGGGGAGUCCAUGCUGGCCAACUCUCCCCAGACGGUGCUAACCAAAAGCCUGCCUCCGGCCAACAUUAUGGGCCUGCCCCCUACGCAGCCUACAACUAAGAAGAAAGGUGUGAAACGUAAGGCAGAUACCACCACCCCCUCCACCAUGGGUUUUACUGUCGGCAUGUCGGGAACACCACACAUGGUGGGCUUGGGGAAAGGAGGACAUGGGGGCCAAGUCCAUGACACCUCCAUGCACUCUGUCUCUUCAAUGGCAGGCAUGAGCUUGGAGACCCCACCUGGGAUGGGCCUGGUCAGGAGCCCUGGAGGUCCCGUCCUGCUCCAGCCCAUGAUGGCUGGCACCGGACGCAGGGUGGGCAGCGGCCGCCCCAUUAAACCCCCCAAGAAGGACUUGCCUGAUUCUGUGCAGUCUCAGCCCUCGAGGAAGGGCAAACUGAGCCCACAGCUGAGGUACUGCAGUGGACUGCUGAAGGACAUGUUAUCAAAGAAACAUGCUGCGUACGCCUGGCCUUUCUACACACCUGUGGACGCAGCUGCUCUAGGACUUCAUGAUUAUCAUGAUAUCAUCAAGUGUCCUAUGGACCUCAGCACUAUCAAGAGAAAGAUGGACUGUCGUGAGUACAGGGACGCUCAGCUGUUUGCCAGCGAUGUCAGACUGAUGUUCUCCAACUGCUACAAGUACAAUCCACCUGAUCAUGAUGUUGUGGGGAUGGCACGGAAGCUGCAGGAUGUGUUUGAGUUCCGUUUUGCGAAGAUGCCAGACGAGCCACACAUGGAACACACAUCCAUGUCCAUGAGUGGGCACCCAACAUCCUCUUCAUCCUCUUCUUCUUCCUCCUCCUCUUCAUCUUCCUCCACCUCCGAGAGCGAGCCCAGCAGCGAGAGUGAGGAGAGUGAGAGUAGCCCCAGCUCAGACAGCGAGGAAGAGCGAGCUCAUCGCUUGGCUGAGUUACAGGACCAGGUGUGCACACAACUCCGAGCCGUACACGAGCAGCUGGCUGCCCUCUCCCAAGGCCCCAUCGUCAAGCCCAAGAAAAAGAAGGAGAAGAAGGAUAAAAAGGAGAAGAAGAAAAAGAAGAAGCUGGAGAAGCGGAGUCGAGGUAGCAGAAGCAGAGCAGGCUCUGAGGAAUGGAAGAUGCCUGGCAAGAUGUUGAAGAGCAAAUCUACCAAAACUGGUGGCUCCCAGGCAAAGAAAAGCCAGGGGAAGAAGAGUAACAAGAACAGCAAGGCUGCAAAGAAACCUUUCUACCCUCCACCGGCUCCUACCAUGCUACCACACUACGACUCAGAGGAAGAGGAGGAGAUCGUGCCCAUGUCAUAUGAUGAGAAGCGGCAGCUUAGCCUGGACAUCAACAAGUUACCGGGUGAGAAGCUGGGUCGUGUGGUCCACAUCAUCCAGUCGAGGGAGCCCUCGUUAAGGGACACUAACCCAGAGGAGAUUGAGAUUGACUUUGAAACUCUGAAGCCAUCCACGUUGAAAGAACUGGAGCGCUACGUCAUGACAUGUCUGAGAAAGAAGCCCCGCAAACCUUACGGUGAACAAGCUGCAAAGAAAGGCAGUAUUGGCAAAUCUAAAGAAGAACUGACUCUGGAGAAGAGAAGGGAGCUGGAGAGGAGGCUGCAAGAUGUCAGUGGACAGCUCAACUCAGUCAAGAAACCUACGAAACCUAAAGUGGAGAAGCCCAGCGCUGUGGAGACUCACGCCCAGCCCUCACGUCUCAGCGGCAGCAGCUCCAGCUCAGACUCCUCUUCCUCCUCCUCCUCAUCCUCUUCCUCAGACACCAGUGAUUCAGACUCCAGUUGAGAUUGUUAGCUAAAGGCCAAGAGGCAAAAUACUAAUAACUCAGGGACUUGGGCUGGCCCAGGACACAUCAAACCCUGAAACAGUAGUUGGCUGAGAUAUUAAACACCGCGGCAAAAAAAAAAAACACUCCACGUGAACUCCUAUAAUAUUGAAUGUGGGGGACUGAGGGACGUGAAGAAACGUCUCCGUGGAUAAUCGUAGAACCCAAACACUAAAUGCCUUGGUUUCCCCUUCCCUCCCUUUGUAAAUAGUUGUACAAAUUUAUGUUUCUUUUAUAAAGAAGAUUUUUAUGGUGAUCCCCCAAAGAGGGAAGUGGAGUAAUAAAAAAAGGAUGUGGAAAGACGGGCCUUACUCCAAGUCUGCUUUGGCUGGCCUUAAGCUGUGUCCUCUGGUGAAGGAAUGGAAGCGUGUUAUUUGUUUUCUUCACCCACAUUUCCUCAGACGUUACUGGAAUUUGAACCAGCAACCUUUUCGGUCACAAGCCUUGCUUUUCUAACAUCUGGCCUUCUGCCACACUUAAUUUUAGACGAACCCCUAAACUCAGCCUUAAUGAUCCUGAUUGUUGGUGAUAACUGGAGUAAUCCAGUGUUGUUUCGGAGAGCAAAGAUUCCUUCUCAUGUUCACAGGAUAUAUGAAAAUAUGGUAUUUUCCAUAUUCAGGUCAAUAUCUGAAGUUGGUUACAGUUUCAGCUCUUGAUCACUGCUGUUAUGUUUACACAAUUUCUUCUUCUCAAUUUUCUGCAGUCUGUUUUAGAGCCUGUAGUUCUUGAAAACACUUGGGUUUAUAGCGCAGAGUAACAGUUUACCACACUGUAAUUACAAAGUUUAGCAGUUUAGGUCCAUAUUUGUUCAGUUCGUACUGAUUUUGUGGCUGCACUGUUCCCCUCAAAGCCCACCAGCCACUUAAGACUGACUCAUCCUAUAAACACUAAUGGAAAUACUGUCUUCAGUAUUUUCAGAUCUACUCAAACCUGCUUUGAUGUUGUUCUCCGUUACGUCCAUCUACUUCUGAUCUGAACACAGGCUGCUGAAUGUUAUCAGAUUAUUGUGCAGGUUGCUAAUUUCCACAUUAAUCUCCUGAAUAUCUGAAGCAUUGCAUUCUCGAAGACACGUAUAACACUUGAAAACUCAGUGAAGGUUUCUAGAAGAAACCUUUUGGCUGCUCGGCACUUACAGGAACAAACUGAAGGUGAAAAAUUACAAAUUUCCUGUAAAGCGAUAGGAGUCCUCAUAGUGGACGCAUUAGUUGAAGCUGUUGAAUGUUCAGUGAAAGAUACGCUUGUAUAUAUUUCAGCUGUAUUUGCUGUUGCACAAACUGUUGUGUUUCUGCUGUUCUUUUCAGCUCCUUUGUUUCUUUUUUUUUUUUUUUUUUUACAUGUUAUCUUUCAUUCCAGUUAACUGUCUUAGUUGUUUCCUGAAGAGCGUUCACACGAGCAUUGCUGCUUCUGGCUAAGCAGGUCGCUGCCUCUCAGAAGCAUCCUGCUCAUUUGACAGCUGUGUUUAUUAAAAUAUUCUCUUCUGUAGAACAAA
Amphiprion ocellaris (clown anemonefish) is the source of this 4112-nucleotide messenger RNA. It is a transcript of the gene brd2b, whose product is annotated as bromodomain containing 2b. Gene Ontology annotation, biological process: regulation of DNA-templated transcription; chromatin remodeling. Gene Ontology annotation, cellular component: chromatin; nucleus. The record is from RefSeq and is a predicted model, not a curated record. Bases 52 to 2583 code for a protein of 843 amino acids. The transcript has 12 exons. NCBI's taxonomy places the organism in Eukaryota, Metazoa, Chordata, Actinopteri, Pomacentridae.